Molecule: messenger RNA, 10838 nt
Organism: Scophthalmus maximus (turbot)
Lineage: Eukaryota; Metazoa; Chordata; Actinopteri; Pleuronectiformes; Scophthalmidae
Gene: cdk5rap2
Product: CDK5 regulatory subunit associated protein 2
Exons: 44
Coding region: 1464-10490 (3008 amino acids)
Cellular component (GO): microtubule organizing center
Source: RefSeq, a predicted model, not a curated record
UACUAAACAGGGGCAUUGACUUCUGACUGACCUCUAAGAUUCAGCCUCUUGGCUUCUUUCCACCAGUCCAUCUUUUGGAUAUAUUUGGCUGUUUCAGUUCAAGUCUUUCCCACAUGGAGAGACUCAAGCAAUCAAUCUGCGUUAUGAAGUUCUUCCCUAAAACCAAAAGCUUUCUUCACGGUUCAGGGUAUUGUUAGUGCUUAAAUCAGUUUUCUAACAUGUGUUUUACUAUAGGAAGUUAACACAUUCAUUACUACUUGGGGAAAGAUGGAGUUUGGAGCAGACAGAAUUGUCUCUUCUACAUCCAUGUAAUCGCUACUGUUUCGACUACUGGUAGUCCUUGAAAAUCGCCUGUUUUUCCAGACAUUGGGAUUAAUUGGAUUGGUUCGUAUCUCAUAGAGUAAUCUCUUAGUCUCUGGUGAUCCUUAAAUGGCUUAGUAGACCUGCAAUGAAGUAAUUUUAAAUCACUAUUUUAUCUCUGUUUUAUAUUUUUUUAUUUAUUCUCGCUGUCUGGUUUUGGGACUUAAUAUUAUAUGUGAGCUCUGUUGACUGGGCUGAAAUUAUUUCUAUAUGUUCGUUAAAUGUAGGGGCAGGUUUAAAAAUGGUCAUCUAUGCGUUAUGCAGGCUGAAGACUGAAGCACUGUGUUGCUGAUGAUGUUCAGAGUAGAAAGCUUUUCGCUGGGCAGUGCCCAUGGUUCUUCAUUCGGCCUUGGCGUCUGGACUCAGGUCAUGGUGUUAAGACUGGAUUACCAUGCUGUCUGGAGACAGUUCCUCUGAGAGUUAUUUAUGUCCAACCUUCCUUAUUAAAGAAAACAGUGCAACCUGUUAAUGUUUGUCUGAUCUGACUAAACAAAAUAAUGUGCUGCAGGUAGUGCAAACAAUUUGGAAAACCGGGGCGAAAUUUGAUUACCAGUAAACCUUUGACAUACAAGGACUUCCAAAUGGCCUAUCGGUGACAGAGGUGUGAUGGAAUGUCUGGCGGCAAUGGUUGCCAGCAAACAUGUACUUCUAUGUUAAAGCUGUUUUUUAGAUGUUUUGCCAGGCAAGAUGGACUAUGGAACAUCUUCAAUAAAAAUCGUAUUGGAUCGUAAGGGUUGACUGUCAUCUAUACCAGUCCCCUGGAGACACCUGUGUGAAGCAGACCUACCAGAUGCUUUUGGGGGUUUGGGGAAAAAGGUUUUCUGGAGAUGGUCUGGCACUGAUCGCCGCAGCAGUCCUGGAGGAUUUGAUCUGAUUGAAUGCGUGGGGGAGAGUGGAAUAGAGGCGGGAGCAGGGAUUAUUAAAGGCUUAGGGCUUAUAGUGCUCUGCACACUGUGCUUCUCCCUCAGAUGCAGUGAGAGAAAAUGAUAGAUACCUCUUCCACGGCUGCCAGGCUGACGACCAUUAGGUCACCGGAUAGUUUGUAUCUCAGUGAGAGGCUUUAACUUGUUUUAAGUGGGUGAGUCUAAAAGAUAUAAGGUGCCAUGAAGGACCCGUGUCGUGUAUGCAGUGCUCGUCUGGCAGGCAGCCAGUGUCGCUGGAUCUUCAGCUCAUCGGCGCAGAAGAAGUUACAAGUCGUCUUGUCACAUGUGCUGGGCUGGGAGGUGACUCGCGAUGGUCGCGGCGAAUUCCUCUGCGGGAAAUGUGUUUUUCAGUUGGAGAAGGUGGUACAGUGUGAUGUUAAGAUCAACCAGCUGCAGGAGGAUCACAACAUUCAGAUGCAGAAGCUGCAGGCGGAGAAAGGACACCUGACGCAGUGCAUCGUCCAUGUCUACCAAAAAAACAACCCUAGCUUGGACAAGAGCGAUGGGGAGACUCCACCCCGGUCCUGUGGGGUUGGCAGUCCUGAUGAAGGACAGCAGUUAGGGGAGAUUCGACGUGGUCACUUGAAGAAUUGCAUGAGAAGGUGUGUGAGCCUGGAUAGAAUCGUUAGCAGAGGGACAACCUUCGGGCGCUCAAGCCUCAGGAGCAACAGACUCGGAUCAGGGGCAGGGCUUGAUGGCUCUAUGAAGCGCUUUGGUCUCCGAGGACCACGCCACCGUUCACAGAGCAUGUACUUUGACCUGAUCCAACACAAAGGUGUACUGCCUAGACCUGGAUUCAAAGCUCUCUCCGCUUCACUGCAGUCGCUGAAUCAAGACUUUUCCUUAGACCCUUCUCCAGACCCUCCACAAAAAUUCACAGAGGCCAAGGUGUUUGUUGCCAGACGUGAUGGUGCCACUGCUGACCUAGGAGGAAAGGUCCAGGCCAAAGCACUGCUCCGCAGCUCCCCAAGUCAACCGUCUGUGAUCUCUGACUUGAUCCAACUCUUGCGCUGCAUCUCCAAGCAACAGGUCUCUGCCCCUGCUGGGAGCCACAUCCCUGUCCUGAAGAGGUUAAGUACUGGCCACCUCAAACCGGGAGCUGAGCGUAGACACAGAGAGGCCGAAUGGAAGUCUCUUCAUGAACUUACAGAAGAAUUUGAUGAUGAAUAUACUUCUGUCAGUGUGGAGAGCGAGGUUAGCCGAUUGGAGUCUGUAAAUAAGCACCUGAACGAAGAGCUCACACUGACAAAAAGCACCAGUGAGAACCUGUCAAAAACACUGGAGGAUACCCAGAAUCAGUACAAGCAGACCCUGUCGGGGAAGCUGGAAGAGAAGGAGAAUGAACUCGGCUCAGAGAAGAAAAAUGCCUUGAAGCGAGACAAAACAAUCCAGGGGCUGACUCAGGUCCUCAGAGAGAAGGAGAAAGAGAUUGCAGAGCUGUGUCAUGAGAUUGAGGACAGGGAUGAUGCUCUGGCCAAGGCUAGAGAGGUGGCACAUAAAGCCCAACUGCAGAAAUACCAGGGGGCCGAGGAACACCAAAGCCUAUUAAUGGCAAAGCAAACGGAGCUUGCUCAACUCCAGGGAGAACACCAUGGCAAGGUGCUUGAAGCUCAAAAACUGCAGCGUGCUCUGGACAGGAAGGAGCAAGAGCUGGGUGACCUACAACAGGCGAAGGACCAGCUGGAGGUGGAACUGGAGGACCUGCAGCAGCAGAAGAAAAAGGGAGACAAAGCCCUGAAUGAUCUGAACAAUCAGCUGAAGAAGCUCAGCGGUGAGAUCGGGGAGAGGGAGAUUGCUCUGGAGCAGCAGUACCAGGAGCUCCUGGAUCAAACCAACAGAAAAUUGCAGACCCAUGAGGUCACCAUCCAGCGGCUCACAUCCACCCUGGCUGAUAAAGAGCAGCAGCUACAGGAAUACAUUAAUAUGGUCAGAGACUUUGAGCAAAGCCGAAGCCCAGGAGGAAACGAUACUGUGCUUUCCAAGCUGCGGCAAAGACUGAAAGAAAAAGAAAAGGCUCUGGAGCAAGCGCUGGAUGAGAAGUUUGCUGCCAUUGAGGAGAAAGAUGAUGAGAUUCACCAGCUGCAGCUGUCUCUCAGGGAGAAGGAACGAGACCUGGACAGGCUGAAUAACCUGCUCUCUCACAAUGAGGAAACCAUCAAUAGCUUUGAUAGUCUAAUCAAGGAAAAGGAUGUGGAGUUGCAGCAUCUCGCAAACACGUUAAAAAACCUGCAGAGAGCCAAGCAGGACGUAGAAGAUAACCUGAACCGAUCACUGAAGGAGAAGGACUCCAUCAUCAGCCAGCUUCAGCUCUCUCUGGAGGGCAAGACAACGGACAUGGAGGAAAUGGCCAAAUCAAUGCUGAGCCAGUCAGAAACUCAUGCACAUGACCUUGCUGAACAGAUGGGCCAGAGGUUAAAGGUCACAGAGGCCAUGCUGGCUGAGGCUGUGAAGGCCAGGGAAAGGCUGGUUGCUGACAAUGAGAGCGCUGUGGAAGGACUGUUGGCUACAAUUAGCAGCAAGGACCAACUUCUCAAGGAGUCUGCUGAGCACUACAAUCGCAUGCUGUCUGAGCGAACACAAGAGAUUCAGGAACUCAGGAAGCAGCUGUCUGACAGGCAGCAGCUACUCGCCACUGCUGAGAAGCAAAGCUCUAUAAAAGUCCAGGAGGAUUGUUUAGAGACUGCAAAUCUCCGAGCACUGAUUGCUGAAAAAGACAGCCUCGUCACUAAGCUUCUGCAGCAUGGUCAGGAGAGGGACCAUUUUCUUGCAGAGAUGAGACAGAAAGAGGAGCAAGAUCAUGUGUUGGAGCUCAGACAAACCAUCCAAAUCAUGCAGGAGAAGUUGGACGAGAGGGAAGCUGAGCUGUCUAGAAGGAACAGUGAGGAUAAUGUGGAGAACAUUCCACAAUCCAAGAAGACAGUCGUCAUCCUGAAGAAGGAGCUGACACAGAAAACUGAGGCGCUGAACAGAGCCCUGAAGCGGGAGAAUGAACUGAAGAUCUCAGUGGCAGAGCUACAGUCAUUGCUGUCUGAGCUGGAGGGUCGCAUAGAAGGUCAGGCUAUUAACAUUGAGUCGCUGACUGCCACCCUGAAGACCAAGGAUGAGAUUAUCAAUGUUCUUCACCAGCGCCUCGGGCUGAGAGGGGAGAGUGAGGGCGACCAUACCCAGGAUCAGGUCAUUGUCUCUGGCAUUGAAAGAUCCUUCCCCAGGCUCCCGCAAAGGGAGAGAACCAUGAUUGGUGGAGACAGCCAGCAAGAAUCUUUGCCCAACCUCGUAGCUCUGCAACAGGAGCAUGAUACUCUGAACAAAGCCCUGAGAGCUGAACAACAGCUCUACUCUAGCCUGGUCAGGAGCGUGAAAGAGCAGGACAGUGCCCAGCGUCUGCACGCUCUGCAGCUGGAGCUGACAGCGGUGCAGCUCCUCAGGCAGAAGCUCGAGGAGAGCAUCAAAACCAACGAGGAGCUACGGGACGACUUGGAGAGAGAGAUACACAGAGCCAAACUCAGAGAAGGUAUGGACCUCAUUGAUCCUAAAGAACUGGAGAGUAUGAGGCAUCAGCUGGAAGACGCACAGCGCUGGAAUGCGUCUCUGCAGGCUCGAUUAGGAGCAAUCCAGAGCCGUGGAGGAGGGGUCGGUGGAGCCACGGAUGGUGGUGACACUUUGAGUUUCAUCGGCGACCAGACUUCUUACAUGAGUAUUUGUUUUGGGGAGGAGCAGGAUGACAGCUUGUCUCAACUCUCUCCACAAGAGCUCAAGCAGAAGGUGCUGGAUCUGCAGGAUUGUGUUAGCAGAGUGCAGACUUUAAACAACGAGCUGCAGAGCCGACUGUCGGUAUUGGAGAAGUCUGAGCAUGAUGCUUGCAACAAGGGAGACAAAGAUGUUACCAGCCCCGGGAAACAGCAGCUAGGUAAGAUGCAGCCUUUGGCUCACUGUGACGGGAAGCAUCACCCUGGUAGGGACCAAGAAAGCCAGACAGACGUCAGACUAGGACGGAUGCUGUCUGGAACGCUGUGGGGCGAUGAGAGCGUGGACAGUGGCCUUUGCCAGAGUAGAGAGCACGCUCAGUCUGGCAACAACACUUUGGACACUGGAAAGAGAGAUUCUCGGGAGAAGAACAGAGAUGUAAUGGCACUUAAAUCCCUGCUGACUGAUCAUGGGGCUACAUCAGUCUCACACCUUAGAGAGAAGCUGCUAAGACUUAAAUCAGAAAAUGUGGAGCUGCGUGGUCUCUUGAAAGAGCACAAAUCUACUGAGUGUAAAGAAAAAGAGAGCACGGAUGCCUCAGGGAACAGCAGUGACGGACAGGCUGAACUCAGGCAGAGUAUGGAGGCGCUGUCCGUCAAGCUGUCCAAUGAAAAGGGAGAGAGGAACUCGCAACAUGUGUCGGGUGGGGAGACCCUUAUCACAACAGAGGGGAUUGAGAGUCCACAAACUAAAGGCCAGACGCACACCACGGGUGGAAAACACAAUGUCGCCAAGCACGGGGCUGGUGUCAAAUCUCGCCUUCCUGUUCCUGUGAGACUGAGAGUGGAAGCGAGCAGCAGCAGACAGUCUGUUAGACCUGAGCACCUGAGACCUGAAGCACUUCAGCACCUCAAUUCAGAUGAUGUCUAUGGGUCUGACCAGCAGUUGCGUGCAGACUCUGACUCCCCAAUAUCACUCCAGCAAAGCUCUCCCUCUUCUUCCACUGUCGGAUAUGAACAGCAUGGCAACAGUCCAGUGGGUUUGGUCAAGGACUCUGAAUCUGGACACACACUGGAUAACACAGAGGCUGACUCUGCUCUCUUCACUCAGCUGGAGCUCCUCCACCAGGAGUGCCAGGAGAAAGAAGCCCUGAUCAACAAACUCAGUGAGCAGCUUGCCGAUUGGGAAGAGCUCCACGCUCAGCUUAAGGAAAAGGAACUGCUUAAUCACCAAUAUGUCGAGGCAUUGCAAGCUGCAGAAUCCACUAUUGCCUACCUGACUGCCUGCAGUCUGGACAGCCAGGGAGGAUUUGGCUCCCACACCAGCUCAGGAGCAGGGUCCGUCUCUGUGGGUGCAGAUGCUGCCCUCCACAGUCGAUGCGUGGAGCUGCAGAAAGCCCUACAGGACAAGGAGGAGUUCAACGACCAGCUUAUAGAGCUUCUGAACAUGGCAGAGAAAGCCAUCACUUCCUCUGACAGCCAAGCAAAGAAUCCGGAAAUCAGUGACCUUUGCUUAAAGAUAGAAGACGCCUUACAGCAGGUGAAAUCAUGUUCAAAGAGAGAGGGUCCGAGAGAUGUAUCUGGAAGCACUGAUGACUCUAUGCAGGGGUUGCAACGUCACAUAGACUCUCUGCAGGAGGCACUGUGGGAGCAGAACAGGCUCAAUGCAGAGCUGAGAGAACAACUGAGAGAUGCUGCUGCACAACAGAGCCACAACAGUGCCGGUCAGGAGGGUAAAUGUUCAAGGCAGAGAACAGCAGAAAAGGGGUCGGAGGAACACCAUGGGGACAGUUCUGUUAAUUCUAUAAAUCAGGGUAUAACAAAAUCUCUAAUGAACUGCCUUAGUGCAACAGAGUCUGCCAUUGCCUCUCUAGCAGAACACUGUACAAACCCCGGCUCCUUUACUUCUGCUAUAUCAUCACAGAUAAGCACUGACCUGCAGAUCAAUUUAGACAAACUUCAGAGAGCCCUGCAAGAGAGGGAAGAGCUGUGUGAAUCCACCCAGCCAGCCACCAAAUCGUGCAGCAAUUUGUCCACUGCUUCGUGUGGAGCAAAGGGACAACUUCCCAGAGACCUCCAUCAAAACCUCUGUCUCCUCUACAAGGUCUUCGCUGACCUCUCCCACAGGAUUCCUGAACUGCAGACUUCCUUACAGGAGGAGAGGGGCCGCAGAGAGGAGGGCGAGGCUCACAGGACAGCGCAGGACUGCAAAGGAUUACCACCGAACGUCCAGGUUCAGCUGGAGACUCUCCACAAGGCACUGAGGGAGAAGAAGAAGGCAUGUAAAAACCUGGAGGAGAAACUGGCCACUGCUCUUACCGAGACGAGCUCAGCUGAAACUGUACGGAAAGCUCUGGAGCAGGAUGACAAAGGCGUGCAGGUGGAUUUGCAAGACCUGGGUUACGAAACCAGUGGCAAGAGUGAGAACGAUAGGGAAGAGAGCAGUAGCACAGAUCUAGAGGUCGGUGUGAACCCAAGUUGCAGUGCCUCUAGCCUGCCUUCCCUGCUGAAACAUGAACAGGCAACCUUCUCCUCUACUGAAAACCUGGACUCAACCUCCAGCACCUCGUACCCGAGCUCCCCAGCUCUCAGCUCAGCCAAGGUCAGUCUGAAAAGCCUGCAGGUCUAUGAUGAGUACGGCGUUUCUGAAGACCCUCUCCAGCUUCAGGCGCAAGUGCGAGAGCUGAAGGUCCAGCUGGAAAACCAAACCAAACUCGUCCUCCAAAUGCAAAACCUUUUGCGUAGGAACUCCCUCUCCAGUGACCAUGUUGCCAACACCUCUGACCCCUCCGUUGUCAUCAAGGAUCAAGAAGGGACACGGAAGUUGAGCCAAGAUAGGAGCUACAGAACUGGGCAGCAAAGGGAGAAAAAGGAGGGAGAGAACCAGGCGAUGAGGGAUAAAACCAUCCGUCUCAAUAUGGAACAAGAAAGAGAGAGGACGCUGAACAGAAGCACAACUGAAAAGCUGCCACAGACACGCAGUCGCUCUACAUCACCUGCUCGACUGGACUCCCUGGUACAGUCGCAGGCCCGGGAGCUGUCACAACUGAGGCAGCAGAUCAAGGAGAGCCGCGGACUGGGAGCCCUGCAGCGCCGUCAGCUGGAGGAGCUGAGCAAGGCCUUCAAGGAUCUGCUGCAGGCCAGCGAAGUCGACUUCUACAUGGGGGAGGUGGUCAAAGAGCAGCUGGAAGGGAGCCUGAGUCUUCUGGACAGGCUGGAGGGACGACUAGACAAAGGAGAGUCUCAUCUGGAUAAUGAAGAUGUGGCGGCUCUGGAACUGUCUCGCAGUAUAACUGAUGUGGGCAGUGAGGAGAGCAUGCCAGAUCAUCCUAACAGCCCAGCUAGAAUCCAGCAGGAGUUAGAUCAUCUGCGUUUGGAGCUAGAGGGGGAGAGAGAAUUGCUGCAGCAGAGCGUCAGCGUCCUCGUCCAGCACAACCUCACCCUGGCUGAAUGCACCAGGGAGCAGCUGGACCUGUUUGCGAAAGAGCUGCAGGAGAAGAACCGUCUCAUCCAGAGCCUGCAGAAUCAGUUCAGAGGCCAAAGUUCCAGCAGCCACCACAGCUCUCACUCUGAUCUGUACCACUCUGACAGGACCUCCUCCUCCUGCCAUAGCCCGCACAGUGGCAGUCGAGCUCAGAGUUUAGGCCAUCGACACCCCUCUGAUUGGAUGGGAGCAGCCGUUCCUCCUGUAGGUGGAGCUCAGGUGGACAGUGUGUCCAGUCACAGACUGCAGGGCCUGCAGGAGCAGCUAAGGAGCAGUGAGGAGCUCAACACCACCCUGCGCAGUGAACUGGACCUGCAUCAAUCAAUUAUGGCUCAGAGCAGCUCGCACCAUCAGAAACCGGAUCAAGGCCAGGAUCAGGAGAGGUCAGGGCCUCGGACAGACGGACAUAAAGUAGAUGGAGACGCUGCAGCAAAGAAUGCUGCAGAGCAGCCUCGUACGAUGAAUUCAGACCUGCUGGCAGAACAUUUGCAGGAGAUCCGAGCUUUGCGACAUCGCCUGGAGGAGAGCAUCCGCACUAACGACCGGCUCAGGGAACAGCUGGAGAAGAGACUAGCCGAGGUGGAGAAAGACCCAGCUACCAACAUCUUCAUCCACGGCAAUGAGGAGCAGGGUCAUCUGGCUAAUGAGGUGCGAUUUCUCUGGGGACAAAAUCAAGCCCUGAAGGAACAGCUCAACCUUGGGUCUAGAGACAAGCAAAAGGAGAACGAAAAGCUGCGGGAGACUCUGGCCAGACGGACCGCCAAACUGGAGCAGAGCAGGAAGGAGUCUGAAGCACUGAGGCAGGAAAAUAGGCGACUUCUGGAGAUGCUGGAGCUCAGCAGCCAAGAAAACUCCAAAUUGCAGGAGUCACUGCACUGCAGCAAAGAGGAGCUUCAAAGGCUGCAGUGUGAGGUGAAGCUCCAGAGGCAGCAGCUGUCCGACUCCCAGCAUCUCCUCAAAUCGCUGCGAGUGGAGCUGCAAGUUUAUGAGAAGAUCAAGACUGAUGCGCAGAAACACAACGAUUCCAGUGAGACGACCCAGGAGUCAGCCUCCCGUCCCGCCGGCUCACUGGACCUGAGCGAGCUGCUGUCAGAGAUCCGACACCUGCGGCUGCAGCUGGAGAGGAGCAUCCAGACCAACACGGCUCUGCGCCAGAGACUGGAGGAGCAGCUGCUCCGAGGACCCAACCGCUCGGAGACCAUCAACAUCAACUACCUGCUCUCCUCUCCGGAUGAAGGGGGCCGGUCACCAGGUCGCGAAGGCGUUGAUCUCCGUCACUCGUUUCAGUCUUACAAUGAAUACACCAGUGUCCUCCAUGAUGAGAAGCGCCACGCUCGUUCAGAGGUGGGCGGUGGCUCCUUAAGCAGCAGCUCUGGCGACAGCAGCUCCAGCGCUCCCUCUCGCCUGGUGCCGGGCCACAGAAUGUGGGCCAAUCGCAACGGCCGCCACGUGCUGGGCCUGAUAGAGGACUUCAACGCCCUGCGCAAGCAGAUCUCAGAGGGACGCAAGCUGUCACGUGGCAUGGACACACAGCUGCAGGAGUGUCUGCACAACAAGGUGAUAGAGCAGCAGCAUGUGAAGAGUUUGUCCAGCAGCAUGAACACCAUGCAGCAAGUGUUAGAGGAGGCCGGUCGACUGCUCAAACUGGUGUGGAGGGUCUCUCUGCCGGCUGCUUACACAGCAGGGGACAGUAGCAACAACCAGCAGGACGAGCUGCUGAAAAAUGAGAUCUCCCGACUGAAGAGCAGACUGUCGCAGCAGGAGCGGAUGCUGAGCGGCGCCGUGAAACGCCUCCGCACCACCAACCAGCUCAAAGAGGGAAUGGAGAGGGUCAUCGUGGAUCAGCUGUCUCUGACCCACGGAGUGUUAAAGAAAGCCCGGGGGAACUUAGAGACUAAUUACUGUGCCCUCCUCGGCCUGAAAGGCCUGUCUGGAGGAGCAGACGAAGGAGGUCCCAGUCAGUGGCCAGUAGGGGGCACAAGAGACCCCGACUCCUCCGAGGAUCACUACAGUGACGCCUCUCUGCACUGCAGCUUCUAAACCUGCUGCUCCUCAAAGUUCAGGCAUUACCCUACUGUAACACCGUCACCUUACGCUCCAGACAGCAAAGUUUUUUUUAUUGUUUUAUAUUUGCACAAAACCUGUAAUUUGAUUAAUUUUAGGUACUGAAGUUGUAAAAGUUUCUUUUAAAAUAAGAUGCCUUUGUAAAUAGUAUUUCCCUGGAAUAAUUUUGGGUUAUUCUUUUUAUAUGAUGUCAGAACAUGAAAUUGUAUUUUAGACCUGACUUGUUUCCGCCCGGCCGUUUGUGUAUAGGAAGGUUCAGGGCCACUGUGUCGAGGGGAGAAUCAUGUGCUCAUGCAGUAAAGAAAAACUUAAAUGGUGAAACAA